UAUUGCAUCAGAGCCCGGAGCGUGUGGCGUUGACCGUUGUAAUGUGGAGAUAUUUAAUUACUUUAUUUUUUGCGGCUGUUUCAAUAAGCCAUGGCCUCGAGUCGCGUAUUGUGGAUACUGAGCAGGGUCCUGUGAGGGGAUACAAAGAUUCUGAUGUUGGGAUUUUUGCUUUUUAUGGUGUACCUUACGCAAAAGCUCCCACUGGCCGGCAGAGGUUCAAGGCUCCAUUACCAGCAAUAAAGCGGACUGGUAUUUUUGAUGCUGCGACCAAAGAUAUAGCUUGUCCACAAAUGGAUUUUGCUGUUUUAUACAAGCGUUCUCUCCUGAUAACUGAAAAUUGUCUGAUUGCUAAUAUAUACGUACCAGAUACCACUACAAAGAGUCUUCCAGUUGUUGUAUACGUUCAUGGUGGAGGUUAUGUUAUCGGCUUCGGAAAUUUAGCUACCUAUAAUAAUUUAGUCAAAACGAAAGAAGUAAUCGUUGUUACGUUUAACUAUCGCAUUGGAGCUCAUGGCUUCCUAUGCUUGGGUACAGAGGAUAUUCCUGGCAAUGCUGGUAUGAAAGACCAAGUUGCUUUGUUGCGCUGGGUCCAGAAAAAUAUAAAGAAUUUUGGAGGCAAUCCCGAAGAUGUAACGAUCGCCGGCUACAGCGCUGGUUCCUCGUCAGUUGACUUACUUAUGCUAUCUAAAAUGACUAAAGGAUUAUUUACGAAAGUCAUUCCGGAAAGUGGCGCCAAUACGGCGGCUUGGAGUGUUCAAACAGAUCCCAUUGCGGUUGCUAAAGAAUACGCUAGAAGUCUUAACUUUACGAAUGUUGACGAUUUUUAUGCUCUCGAAGAGUUUUAUAAAACCAUUUCACAUGAAAUAUUGUAUUCUGUACUACCUAUAGGCAGAACUGAUGCGACGUUUCUAUUCAGCCCGUGCGUUGAACGAGACACAGAGGGAGAAGAGUUUCUUACUGAUUCUCCAGUAAACAUACUGAAAAAUGGAGACUAUGUGAAGUUACCCAUGCUCUAUGGAUUUGCAAACAUGGAAGGUUUAAUGAAUGAACCUCUAUUUGAAGAAUGGAAAGAUAAAAUGUCCAACAAGUUUUCCGAUUUCUUACCAACUGAUCUGCAAUUUGCUGACGAUGCAGAAAAAGAAGAAGUAGCUAAUACAAUUAGAAAAUUCUACUUUGGUGAUGGUCCUAUUAAUGAUGAAAAAAUCCUGAACUAUAUUGAUUAUUUCUCUGAUAUAUUUUUUGCUUACGCCACUCUGAGGUCUGUGAAACUUCACGUGGAAGCGGGUAAUAAUGAAAUUUAUCUGUAUGAAUAUUCGUUCGUACACGACGACACGCCACCGGUUUCGCAUACGAAUGUCCGCGGAGCCGCACAUUGCAUGCAAUCUGGCGCUAUAGCUGAUGGAAAUUUAACACAUAGUGAUGAGAGUCUCGUAAAUAACGAACUGAAGGAAAUGAAGAAAUUACUGAGAGACCUUUGGUUCAAUUUUGUCAAAACUGGGAGGCCUGUACCCGAAGGAUCAGAUUACCCAGCCUGGCCGCCAGUGGGCGAGGGCUGUUCUCCACACAUGAUCAUUGAUAAGCCUCUGAAGCUCGGAGGCUCGUUGUUAAAGGAACGAACUGCGUUUUUGGACGAGAUCUACGACAAACACUACCGUCAUCCAUCACCACCGCCGAUCCCACCUCUAAAGCGCGAGGACAGUGACAAGAAAAUAAUUAAACUGGAACAAGGGAAAGUACGAGGCCAUUUGGACCCCGAGGGGGGAUUAUAUUCGUUUCACGGGAUACCGUACGCCACGGCCCCCACCGGAAGAAAUAGAUUCAAGGCACCUCUCCCAGCACCAAUAUGGCUAGAAACGUUAGAUGCUACAGACAAAGGAAUAAUUUGUCCUCAGAUAGAUUUUGAAAUAUACCCGGAUUCAUUAAAACAAAUAGAAAAUUGUCUGAUUGCAAAUGUUUUCAUACCUGACACUGACGAGAAAAAUUUACCAGUUGUGGUCUACGUCCAUGGAGGGGCAUUCGUCAUGGGCCAUGGAAACUUAGCCACGUAUAAAAACCUAGUUCGCAGUAAGAAAUUAAUCGCAGUUACAUUCAAUUAUCGUCUUGGAGCUCAUGGAUUUUUAUGCCUUGGUACUGAAGACGUACCUGGAAACGCUGGAAUGAAAGACCAAGUAGCUCUUCUGAGGUGGGUCCAGAGAAACAUUGCGAGGUUCGGCGGCAAUCCUGACGAUGUUACAAUAGCUGGCUAUAGCGCAGGUUCUGCAUCUGUAGACUUAUUGAUGGUUUCCAAAAGUGCUCAAGGUCUUUUCCAUAAAGUCAUACCAGAAAGUGGAUCGAGUACAGCAAUAUUUGCCGUUCAACUAGAUCCUAUUGCGAAUGCGAAAAGGUACGCGAGAUUUUUAAAUUUUACAGAUGUGAACAAUUUUGGCGCUUUAGUGGAAUUCUACCAAACUGUUCCAUAUGAUGUGCUCAAUUCAGUUAGUCGAAACGAUUUUUUUAGUGGAUACGAUUUUGCAUUACUCUUGUCUCCAUGUAUCGAACGCAAAACUAGCGAAGAACCUUUCCUAACAGAUCAACCAGUAGAUCUUAUAAAAAGUGGAAAUUAUAAAAAGCUACCAAUGCUAUAUGGAUUUGCGAAGAUGGAGGGUCUCUAUCGUGUUGCUGUAUUCGACCAAUGGCGUAAAGAAAUGUCCGAAGACUUUGCAAAGUUUCUACCAGAUGAUUUACAAUUUGAAAAUAUGAACGAAAAAGUGGCUAUAGCGAAAAAGAUCAAAGAGUUUUAUUUUGGAAAUAAGCCGAUUGAUGGCGAUCAAAUAAUUAAUUACAUUAAUUACUUUACCGACGUUAUAUUUGCGUAUCCAACUAUGAGAGCUAUAAAACUGUACUAUGAAGCUGGGCAUAGGAGUAUAUAUCUGUAUGAAUAUUCCUUUGUUCACGACGACGAUCCUAUUAUCCCUUACGCUAACAUUCGCGGCGCAGAUCAUUGUGCUCAAACAAAUGCCGUCAUGGAUGGUCUAAACAUAACGUACCAUUCGGAACUGUCUAUAUCUAAUGAUUUUAAGGAUAUGAAAAAAAUAAUGCGAGAGAUUUGGACAAAUUUCAUAACUACAGGCGAACCAGUGCCCAAAGGAUCGGAAUUACCAGCCUGGCCUCCAGUAGACAACGAUGGGUCUCCGCACAUGGUGCUCAAUUUGCCCUUAGAACUAAAAGGGCCUUUACAUAAAGAGCGCACUCAAUUAUGGGAAGAGAUUUACAGCAAGUACUAUCGUUAUGCUUCCCCGCCUUCACCACCUGUAGGACAUACAGAACUUUAAACUAAUAACUGAACUUUAA
Colias croceus (clouded yellow) is the source of this 3330-nucleotide messenger RNA. RefSeq lists its product as uncharacterized. The coding region runs from base 42 to 3311 and encodes 1089 amino acids. NCBI's taxonomy places the organism in Eukaryota, Metazoa, Arthropoda, Insecta, Lepidoptera, Pieridae. The record is from RefSeq and is a predicted model, not a curated record. The transcript is spliced from 6 exons.